This is a messenger RNA of Acanthaster planci (crown-of-thorns starfish), 3180 nucleotides long. RefSeq lists its product as uncharacterized. The record is from RefSeq and is a predicted model, not a curated record. NCBI's taxonomy places the organism in Eukaryota, Metazoa, Echinodermata, Asteroidea, Valvatida, Acanthasteridae.
UCCACAUGGAUGGGAUAAACACACGAACCUUGUUUGAUCUCAUCGAGCAAGGUUUACAAUUUUACCAUUGCAUUGGCGGUUUUACUGAGCAUUAUCAUCUUACUGAAAAUAAUUAAGACUGUUAUUGUGGAAGCUUGGAACGCUGUACGUGACCAUGAAGACCAUGACCCCUUGACACUCAUCCUCCGAGUUACCGCCGUGCCCGACUUUUGCCUGGGGACCGCCACUGACCUGAUGCUCGUCCCAUCUACGUCGUCUGGAGACCAACCCAUUUGUCCUUUCCAGUGCCUCCAACAUCGAGGCCUAUGGUCCUAAUGAAUCCCUACCCUGCCGAUAGGCCUAGGCCUAUCUUUCACCUUCCUCGAGUCCUUUGGUGGAAGAUGUCAACUGAUGACACUUGUUGUAAGGUAGCACCACCAUCCGCAGCCGAUCUUGAGAUGAGUGCGCCAGCAGACCAGAUACCGGGAUACUUCCACAAGACGAGACCACCACUAACCGCCACUUACGGCCACCUGAUGGUAGUUCCCCUUCCGUAUGGAUUACUCCUGAUCGUAUAGGUGGACCUCCUGUUGAGCAAAGCCAAGUUUCCGAGGGAAUUUCGACCUUUGUUGACGACAACAGUGCAAACGUUUAUAGCUCGAUAAUUGCCUCAGAACUAGUGUACAUGUUUCCGAGCUUUUGCCUGAGGAGAACCAUGGAUGCUGCAAACAAACUUAUCCUAACCAAUGGAACACCUGCUGAAAGUCAUCUUCCUCCAUGGAGUAUCGCUCCACGUCGUUGUUGCAGCUGCAGGAGGAAAACGUCAUCUUUCAAGCUCAGAGUGCCAACGGCAAGACCAGGGAUGGCUUCACUUCUAAUAAACACCACGAAGCAAUCAUUUGGUUUACUCCUUGGGACUGAACGGGGAGUCACAUUUUCCCUGCGACAUUUCGCCACGAGUUGGAUCGUUGAUGGAGAACAACUGGCAUUUCCUAUCUUGAGCCACGAGUCCAUCUUUACCAGCUUCUUUGGACUCCUCGCUCUACUUGUCCAACUCUUCCAAACCGGUCAUCAUAUCAAAUCCCGGAAGAUCCCACCAUAUCAUCACUGCCUUCAUAAACAGCGGCUCCACCUUGCUGGGUUCCCCAUACAGUUGAUGAAUAGUCCCCGGAUUGGGCUGCGGGCCGUGAUCUUGCCAAACCACGCAGUACUCCUUAGGGUGCUUCCGAUCAUCUUCUUGCCGACAGUUGAGGUCUCUGUGCAGGCUUGGAUCAUUUCCUUUCUUAGAGAUACGAUCUACCUUAAAACUCCUACCAUCAAGUCACCAGACACCACCAGCAGCCAGGUGACCCGGUUGGACAAUUCUGUCCCAGCACCACUCAGAUCCUGCUCCCUGAGAGGAAGAUUGCCGUGGAGUCAUCACAUCGGUGAUUUUCAUGUGCUAGCAGGAUUUUCGUUCCUGGUCCUCUUUAGGGAAUCACAUCAUGUCACGGCUAACUUGGCUGGGACCGGCUGCUGUCUCAUCAUCGCCUACUACAUCGGUGUCCGGAUGUUGUUCCGAACCAAUCAUUUGAGGACGCAGAUAACUUGCAAUACCGCAUUAGACACCUGUCACGCACACCUUUUGCAAAGCUCGUCUCCCAACCGCAACCAUUCCAACAAUGUUCGAGGGAAGAGAUCUUAUAGUCAGAGCUCCUCUGGGGAUUUCAGCUACGGCAACGAUGGUGCAACGGAUAUGGAAACAGAUGAAACAAACGUGGAUGAGGACAUGGAGACGGGUGAAAGUGCACACAAGGUCAUGGAAAUUGAGAGUGACGCAUCCGUUUCUAUGGAGAUAGACAAGGUGGAGGUGAACAUCUUGGAGGUUGACUAUGAUGAUUGUGAUGAUGCUGGGAUCGCCAUGGAGACUGAUGACAAGGAUGACACAGACAUGGGUGUGGAUCUCCAUGAAGAGGAAAAAAUGGAGUGGGAGGAGCUGUUAACGGUUCGUAGAGGAUUUGACUUUACGAGAUUCCAUUAUGGGUCCGACCAUGUCUUCAUCACACAGCCACUGCAUAAAACCUCAGGCUGUGCCGGUCUGAAGACUGAGACUAUGGAAUGGGAGGAGAAUGUGUCCACAGCAGGCUGGAAAUGGUUAAGAGUUUCCUUCUCUGCGAGUGAGAAUUCUGCUCCUGCAUCUACAGAAUCUCCAGUGAGGGCGUUUUUAGCGCAGCUACCACCACCGCCGCUGCUGUCGCUUCGCAGAAUCGGCACAGUGCCGCAUCAUCCGUCCCAAACUGCAACCAUUAUUUUUGAAUCUUUUACAAAUGCAGGUGAUGCCAGACAACUUGAUCAACUUUCUUUGCCAAGGGGUCCUGGUCCCGAAGGAACAAGUGCCAUCCGGGAUAACCGCUAUGCGUCAAAGGGUCCUCGCAAUCGAAGAACUCGCUCACUAAAGAGAGCAAGUUUUAAUAUCAUGGGAGCAACAACUCAGUUCAAGCCCAGACACACAGGUUUUCGUCACUCCAUCCAUAACCGUGGACAGGUUGUCCGGUGUGGCCAAAUUGUCCGUAGAGCAAUUCGGGCGAACCAGCCAGGGCAGGCCUCCAGCGGAGUGAGAUUAGCCACCAGAUUCCAAAUCAGACAAGGUCACGAGACGACCUCUCUUGUCAGAGCAUUUACUGAACUUAGACUGAAAGAGUGCGAUAUGAAGUUGUUCAAUGGGCAGUUGUCAUCAUAAACUUCAUAAGACAUUGGAUACAUGACUACGACACAAAGCGUACCAGACUGUAGCGUGAUGGGAAAGCUAGAACUGGAACUACCAGUGAAAUCAAACUUACACCAACCUGCGUCUUCCCAGCAAACCCCAAAACGUUAAUGGCGACGCGAUCAAGUAGGCACGAACUCAAAGCUAUAACAGUGAAGUAAAGAUACCUUUACACAUGCUCCUGCAGGCACACGAUAAAUAUAAAUAUACCAAACCAUCCCACCGAAAAAUAAAGAUGAGCCUGACGACAAACUUGUAGUUCCCCAGACUCUUGAAAAAACAGGUCAAAGUGAUUUCGCAGGAGAACUCAAUUCAAACCGCUAAGGAAGUCAGGAUGCCUCAGGGUGACAUCCAUGCAAUCAAAUUCAGCUCAGCCUCUGAUAAGUUUGCGCCUUGAGGAGUGCGCUGAACUGGCGAGGUUUUAGGCCCAAAGCAUCGAAUUUGAAGAUGAUGAA